This is a messenger RNA of Bufo bufo (common toad), 1892 nucleotides long. It is a transcript of the gene HHLA2, whose product is annotated as HERV-H LTR-associating 2. Gene Ontology annotation, biological process: cell surface receptor signaling pathway; positive regulation of T cell proliferation; negative regulation of T cell proliferation. Gene Ontology annotation, cellular component: external side of plasma membrane. Lineage: Eukaryota; Metazoa; Chordata; Amphibia; Anura; Bufonidae. The transcript has 7 exons. Bases 204 to 1484 code for a protein of 426 amino acids. The record is from RefSeq and is a predicted model, not a curated record.
AGUUCCCAGCACCCAACAAAGCUGGUAAGUAAGAAACCUUUAAUUAGUGCUGCUGCACCCAGGAGAUACCAUGAAAGGCUUCCGAACACAAGCAAACCUGCUUGGGGUGUGAUGAAAUGUUCAGUGUCAAGGUGACAACACAGCAAACAAGUAUGUCUCAAGUAGAAAGGUAUAAAGGUGUGGAGAAGGAGUAAAGGUCUGCCAUGUUUUUCUCAUCCUUGAUUUUUUGUGGCUUCACAGUCAUUCAUGCUGCACUUUUGGCUGAACAGAACAAAGAUGUCAUCUUGCCAUGUUCUUUCACACCUGGGGAGAAUGUAGUAAUUCAUUGGACAACUAAUGACAAUAAAAAUGUGCACUCAUAUUAUACAAAAGAAAACCAACUGCAGAGUCAGGACAAGAGCUAUUCUGGAAGAACGUCCCUGUUUCUAAGUGAAAUAAGUAAAGGAAAUGCUUCGCUGCUAAUAAGGGACUUGAAGAAAAGUGAUGAAAAUACAUAUAACUGCUACAUGUCAACAAAUGCUGGAAAGAAAGAAGAUAAAGUGACUUUGCAGGUUAUAGCUGCACUUUUGGCUGAACAGAACAAAGAUGUCAUCUUGCCAUGUUCUUUCACACCUGGGGAGAAUGUAGUAAUUCAUUGGACAACUAAUGACAAUAAAAAUGUGCACUCAUAUUAUACAAAAGAAAACCAACUGGAGAGUCAGGACAAGAGCUAUUCUGGAAGAACGUCCCUGUUUCUAAGUGAAAUAAGUAAAGGAAAUGCUUCGCUGCUAAUAAGGGACUUGAAGAAAAGUGAUGAAAAUACAUAUAACUGCUACAUGUCAACGGAUGCUGGAAAGAAAGAAGAUAAAGUGACUUUGCAGGUUAUAGAUCUUCAACAUACAAUGGAGUAUACAUGGGAUGGUAAUGGUCUGCUGAACCUCACAUGCUCUGUUAAUACCUCCUAUAUGGAGGGCAUUACUAUAAAGUGGUAUGAGAAUGGUCAAAUGGUUCAUGAAGAUCAAAGCACUUACAGUUCCUAUACUGUCCAAAAUGAUUCUGUAACUUGCACUAUAGAUCACUCCAUUGUACAUAGUAGCUGGACAGGUGCCUGGACAAUGAAGGAACGCAUCUUAAAAAAAGAUGACAAUAUUACAUGUGGAUGCACUUUUUGUAAAGGUGUAAGCACUGAUUUCUACUCUAGCUGGUAUUUCAGAAAAGUAACAAAUGAAGUGCCAAUAGCCUCCAUGAACAAUUCACCACCUGUGAUAUCUACAGAUUAUAAGAACAGGGUACACAAAGAUGAGAACGAAAAUCUGAAUUUAACCAAUCUUAGAGCAAAUGAUACUGGGAUCUAUAUCUGUUUAAUUAAGACAGAACAGAAGAUGAAUAUAGUGAUGAUCAAUAUGACAGUCGAAGGAACUCGCCAGAGAUGGGCAAUCUCCCUAGCAGUUAUUCUAGUCGUCAUUUGUCUUGUAUUACUUAUAAUCAGUCGAAACAGAAACUAGACAGAUACAGGAUGAAGGAGUUCGGAACAAUCACAAAAAACAGCUUUAGAAGAUAUUGGGGCCGACUCCUGACAGGUAUCCUGCAGGAAUGUUGGAUCCUGUAGGCAAAAGUAACAGCCGAAGAGCCAAAUGAAAGAGGUCUGCGCCUAUCAAGGAUAUUUAAUUAUUUGCACUUGGUUUCCAAAACCCUCAUUCAAGACUGCAUAAAAAAUACUGUUUGUGAACAUAACAAGGUGAGGGGGAAUUUCCAAUCCAAUGACUGUGACAAGAUUACCAAUGUGGAGCCACAAUACUUAAAGUUGCAUUUCUGUAUAAACAGGAUUUCUACCAAAGAAUAGUGUUGGGCGCGAAUAUUCGAAUAGCGAAUAUUAAUUGCGAAUAUCGGCACUUCGAGAAUUUGCAGAUAUU